AUGGUCCCUCCUAAUGACACAGAAUUCCGUCCCUACUGUUUUCUCCUCCUGGGAAUUCCAGGGCUAGAAGAUGUGCAUAUGUGGAUUGGCUUUCCAUUUUGUGUUGUAUAUUUGACUGCCCUAUUGGGAAAUAUUACAAUUCUUUUUGUGAUUCAGAUUGAACAUAGUCUCCAUCAUCCCAUGUUCUACUUCCUGGCCAUUCUGUCAUCUAUUGACUUGGGCCUGUCCACAUCCACCAUUCCUAAGAUGCUUGCCAUCUUCUGGUUCAACCUGAGAGAAAUCACUUUUGAGGGCUUAUCAAUUAUAGCAUUGAUCAUCCUCCUGAGACCCUUGGCCAUUGCAAUCCCCUUUGUUCUGCUCAUCCUCAGGUUAUCCUUCUGUGGACACCACAUCAUCCCCCACACAUAUUGUGAGCACAUGGGCAUUGCCCGCCUGUCCUGUGCCAGCAUAAAGGUCAACAUCAUCUAUGGAUUAUGUGCCAUUUCUAUCCUGGUGUUUGACAUCAUAGCCAUCAUCAUCUCCUAUGUCCAGAUCCUCCAUGCAGUCUUCCACCUACCUUCCAAGGAUGCCCGACUGAAGGCACUCAGCACUUGUGGCUCCCAUGUCUGUGUCAUGUUGGCUUUCUAUACUCCAGCAUUUUUCUCCUUCAUGACCCACCGCUUUGGCCAAAAUGUGCCUCAAUACAUCCAUAUUCUUCUUGCCAACUUUUAUGUUGUCAUCCCACCUGCUCUCAACCCUGUUAUUUAUGGGGUGAGAACUAAGCAGAUAAGAGAAAGGAUAAUUAGAACUUUCAAGAAUAAACUAUGA
This is a messenger RNA of Equus caballus (horse), 807 nucleotides long. NCBI's taxonomy places the organism in Eukaryota, Metazoa, Chordata, Mammalia, Perissodactyla, Equidae. The record is from RefSeq and is a predicted model, not a curated record.